This is a messenger RNA of Gymnodraco acuticeps, 2325 nucleotides long. It is a transcript of the gene fzr1b, whose product is annotated as fizzy/cell division cycle 20 related 1b. The transcript is spliced from 14 exons. The record is from RefSeq and is a predicted model, not a curated record. Gene Ontology annotation, molecular function: ubiquitin ligase activator activity; protein binding; anaphase-promoting complex binding. NCBI's taxonomy places the organism in Eukaryota, Metazoa, Chordata, Actinopteri, Perciformes, Bathydraconidae. Gene Ontology annotation, cellular component: anaphase-promoting complex. The coding region runs from base 333 to 1796 and encodes 487 amino acids. Gene Ontology annotation, biological process: anaphase-promoting complex-dependent catabolic process; positive regulation of anaphase-promoting complex-dependent catabolic process; positive regulation of ubiquitin protein ligase activity.
CACAGACAGACAGCAGAAGUCAACCAAGGAAUUUCUGCUACAGCUGAUUCGAUCGCCAUCUUUGGCGCUAACAUAAACAACACCAGUGAGUCUCGCGUUGGCAUUCUGGAUGCAUAGCGCCGUUUGGAAGAAAGCGACAACUGUCUCUUCGCUGCGGCACUGAGCUUCUCCCAGAAAAUGACGGACUAUCUGAUCACUUGAGCCACCGUGUCAGUGAGAGAUGGGGAUCCGAGGUGGAUUUCCUCACCGGGAGGGAGAGGAGCUUUAAAAGGGGGGCGGGGCGGGGCGGUGAGGGCAGCGGAGGGGCCUUGCUGCUCGUCUGCCCGGAGGAGAUGGACCAGGAGUACGAGAGGCGGCUGCUGAGGCAAAUAAACCCGCAGAACGUGCCAACAGAGGCCGGCCACGCAAAGUGUGUGAGCGCCACCUGCAGUCCGGUCAGUGUUAAGUCGGGGGAUCGCUUCAUCCCCACCCGCGCUGGAAGCAACUGGAGCAUCAAUUUCCACUACGCCAAUGAGAACUGUCGCUCCCCAAAUCAGAACCACAAAGCAAAGGAUGCCAGUUCAGACUCGAGCAAAGAUGCGGUGGCGUACGCUGCCCUGCUGAGGAAUGAGUUACUGGGGGCGGGGAUAGUAUCUGUGCCGGACCCCCACACGGACGACCGGCGGCAGGCAGUCCUCUCUCACGCCUCUCACAGCCUUUUUAGGUACACUGUCCACACGAAGAGAGUGCCUUUUGAUAGCGACAAUGAGGUCUCACCCUACUCCCUUUCUCCACUUAGUAACAAGAGUCACAAGCUGCUCCGCUCGCCUCGUAAGCCAGCACGUAAGAUCUCUAAGAUCCCCUUCAAGGUGCUGGACGCUCCAGAGCUGCAGGACGACUUCUACCUCAACCUGGUAGACUGGUCUGCGGGGAACCUGCUCAGUGUGGGUCUGGGGGCCUGCGUCUACCUGUGGAGCGCCUGCACCAGCCAGGUGACAAGAUUAUGUGACCUUUCUGUGGAUGGAGACUCUGUUACAUCUGUGUGUUGGAAUGAGAGGGGGAGUCUUGUUGCCGUAGGAACCCACAAAGGUUACGUUCAGAUCUGGGACGCAGCCGGAGGGAGGAAGCUGAGCAGUCUGGAGGGUCACUCUGCACGAGUAGGUGCUCUGGCGUGGAACGGAGAGCAGCUGUCGUCGGGGAGUCGGGACCGAGUGAUCCUGCAGCGAGACGUCAGGACCCCCCCCUCAGCUGAGAGGAGGCUGCAGGGUCACAGACAGGAAGUGUGCGGCCUCAAGUGGUCCCCGGACCACCAGCACCUCGCGUCCGGGGGCAACGACAACAAGCUGCUGGUGUGGAACAGCUCCAGCCUGCUCCCUGUGCAGCAGUACAGCGACCACCUGGCGGCGGUGAAGGCCAUCGCCUGGUCCCCCCACCAGCACGGGCUGCUGGCCUCAGGGGGGGGCACGGCCGACCGCUGCCUGCGCUUCUGGAACACUCUGACGGGCCAGGCCCUGCAGAGCACCGACACCGGGUCCCAGGUCUGCAACCUGGCCUGGUCCAAACACGCUAAUGAACUGGUGAGCACUCACGGCUACUCUCAGAACCAGAUCCUGGUGUGGAAGUAUCCGUCGCUGACGCAGGUGGCCAAGCUGACCGGACACUCCUACAGAGUGCUGUACCUGGCUGUGUCACCAGACGGGGAGGCCAUCGUCACAGGAGCUGGGGAUGAGACACUACGUUUCUGGAACGUCUUCAGUAAGACACGCUGCACAAAGGAAUCGAAGUCGGUGCUGAACCUGUUCACCAGGAUACGAUAGUGAGCAGCCGGUCAGGACUGGGUCAGGAGAAGGGUCCUGAGCUGUGGCUGAAACGCACAGUCACCACCCACACUCACAGACUAGCUCUUACAGCGCUCUCAUCUCAGUGCACCACCAGCACCACAGUCCUCCUCAAACCCCCCUUUUCUACAGAGGCAGACCAACAACAACUGCCCCCCCUCACAGUGACGUCACUGAUUAAAAAACGUAAGCAGUUUACUGUCAGGACAUGUUGUCUGCUUUAAAUAAAGUCAGUCUUGUUAUCUUUUUCUGUUGUGGAAGUGAUGAAAUUGUUUUUAUUAUAUAUUAGCAGAAGUAUACGUGUACAUGAUUAUAAGCUAUAUAAUGUCUCUUUUUUUUAAAAGGCUCUCCUUUGUAACAGAGAGAAGAAGAAGCCUAGCUUGGGUGUGUGUUGGGGGGGAUUUCUAUAUUUUGAUAAUGUGUGAAAAUAAUCUACAAGCAUUAUGAAAGAGAAAAUAAACAAUAAAUAAGUGAACACACACACAGCUGCUCAUGCAGAUGCAAAGAA